Molecule: messenger RNA, 1466 nt
Organism: Uloborus diversus
Lineage: Eukaryota; Metazoa; Arthropoda; Arachnida; Araneae; Uloboridae
Product: alpha-tocopherol transfer protein-like
Exons: 6
Coding region: 271-1158 (295 amino acids)
Cellular component (GO): membrane
Molecular function (GO): phosphatidylinositol bisphosphate binding
Source: RefSeq, a predicted model, not a curated record
CUCGCGCAAUCUUCCAAAAUAACGGGUUCAAUAUCGAAUGAAAUUUCGACUGUUAAGUUUCUUUUAGUUAUUUUUGAUUCUUAAUUUUGUGAAGAAGCUGCAAAAAAUAUUACUGAAUAAAGAUUUUGAAUAAAUUUUGUAUUUAAUUUGGACAUUUUCAUUGCAACUUGUAAAUGGAUUGGAACCGAUAGAAUUCUGAUUUGACAUUACUGUAUAUUUUCUGCACGCAAGUGAGUUCUUUUUCUUAAAUUGUGAGGAACGAAAGAAACAAUGCCGAACUCGAAGUAUGAUGAGGUGAUGAAGGCGAAGGGGUACCUUCCAUUCGUUCUAGGAUACUUGACAGAUAAUUUAACUAUACAAGCGGAGAAAGAACUCAAUGAAACAGAAGAAUCCAGGCAACUAUGUUUAGCUGAACUGCGAAAAGUAAUUCAAAAGGAUUCGAAACUUGUGUGUCCGACAGACGACGCAUACCUGCUUCAGUACCUACGAGCGAGGAAAUUCAAUGUCAAGAAAGCGUUUUCUCUGCUGCAGAAUUUCUAUCAAGUUAAAAAAUCGUACCCCGAACUUUUCGACAACUGUGAUCUGGAUGACCUGAGGAAGACGUACAGCUCCGGCGCCAUUUCCACGAUGCCCUACAGAGACCAGGACGGCUGUGCUGUCUAUUUAAUUCAAAUGGGCAAAUGGGAUCCCGAGAUGAUCUCGAUGCAGAGUGGCUUGACGGCAUUGACGUGCUGCAUCCUGAUGUGCAUCGAAGACUGUGCGACGCAGGUGACCGGUGUGCACAUCAUCGUGGACGUGCGGGGCGCGAAUCUCAAACAGUUGAGGUGCCUCACGCCCAGAUACCUCACGCUCUUCUCCAAAGCCCUCAAGAAUUGCUUACCUGUUCGAUUCAAAGGCAUUCAUAUUUAUAACGAAUCAACAGUUUUCCAAUACAUAUGGUCAGUGUUGAAGCUUUUCCUUACAGAGAAAAUAAAGAAAAGGGUACAUUUUCAUGGAGAUAACCAGAAGCAGCUUCACAAAUUCAUUCCCAAAGCUAUCCUGCCUUCAGAAUACGGCGGAGACAAUGCAGCUCACAGCUCCCUCUCGUGGUUUAUGCCAGUAAUCGAAAGCUUUUUCGAACGUUACAACGAAAUCCACACUUACGGUUACAGUGAUUAGUUCCUUUAAUUUCGAGAAUAGAAGAUUGAAGAAAGGGAAACAUAUUUUUAAACUAUCAAGUUGGCUCAUUACGAGGAAGAAAAAAACUUUCUGUGAAGGAAUUCUGUGAUCUGCUGCUAGUUCGUGAGACUCAAAGGACUAUGUUUUACUAUUCCUAGCGCAUGCAUGUGUAUGCAUAUACAGACGAAGACAGUCAACAUGUUCAAAUGUAACUCAAAAGAUGUAUCUGUUGUUAUUUAAGAUAUUCUUAUAUUUAUACUUUUGUGUUAUGUCAUGUUGUGAGAAUACAUUAAAAGUAUAUUUUUGAA